Malurus melanocephalus (red-backed fairy wren) is the source of this 5778-nucleotide messenger RNA. RefSeq names its product von Willebrand factor D and EGF domains (gene VWDE). The transcript is spliced from 31 exons. Bases 1 to 5553 code for a protein of 1850 amino acids. NCBI's taxonomy places the organism in Eukaryota, Metazoa, Chordata, Aves, Passeriformes, Maluridae. The record is from RefSeq and is a predicted model, not a curated record. Gene Ontology annotation, biological process: anatomical structure development. Gene Ontology annotation, molecular function: signaling receptor binding; calcium ion binding. Gene Ontology annotation, cellular component: extracellular region; cell surface.
AUGGCGGGGGCCGCCCCCUCAGCACCGCGCCUCUGGCUCUGCGCGGCCGCGCUCGGCUGGCUGGCGGCGGCCGGGGCCCGCCGGCGAGUUCUUGAAUGCUCUCCUGGUGGACAUCAGAUCCUGCAGAGCCCUUACCGAAGUGUGGAUUUUGAUUCAUCCCACCUCCAGCAAUCAGCUAUUCAGGAUUUAAUCUGUGACCAUUCCCUAACACCAGGAUGGUAUCGCUUCAUGAUUUUUGAUAAGCCUGCUGAGAUGCCAACCAAGUGCGUGGAGAUGAAUCACUGUGGGACUCAAGCCCCUGUCUGGUUGUCUCUGAGGGAGUCAGAAUCCAUGCCUCGGCCUGGUGAGAUCAAACAGUUAACAGCCUGUGCUACAUGGCAGUUUUUCUUCAGCACUUCAAAAGACUGCUGUCUUUUCCGAAUCCCUGUCAGGGUGAGGAACUGUGGAGAUUUCUUUGUUUACUUACUGCAGCCCACCCAAGGAUGCAUGGGGUAUUGUGCAGAAGUUGUUUCAGAUGCAAGGCCACAGACCUGUGAUCCUGAGGGAAUGGAAAUUCAAGGUGUCUGUAGCAGUAACCUGGCUUCUACGUCAUCUCCCUCUGUGUCACCGCCACUUCCAUCUGUUCCUGAAGUUGCAGCAGAGRUGAUCAAAGGCAGCAUCUACCUAAGGUGUACUUUUGGCAUUCCUUUUGCAAACAGCUCUGUUGGAUUCAUUGUAACUUGGUCAAGAYUUUCUCCUGAUGGUAUCAAAGAAGAACUUACACGUGAAACCACAGUUCAUACCUUCUCACUUCUAGAACUAGAUGGGAUAAAUGUCAGACUUGGAGACAGAGUCUACUGUAGCAGUUCUGCUUUUUUCAUGGAGAAGCCARAUGUACAAAGCUCUUCAGUUGAGAGCAAGGAAUUUUUUGCUGGAAUUAAGAUACACCCAGAAACAUACGAUGUAUCAGAAGAUGGGAAGGAAUACAGACURACAAUAGAAAGUAGCAUUCCUAUUCCUUGUCCUGAGUUUACCCAGCUAGAAAGUGACUGCAAAAUCUCACUAGCAUUAUAUAUUGUUGAUGAAGGUAAAGAGCAGUUAGGUUUAAACUUGGCUCUUUCUUCUUGUCAUGUGGAUCUUCUCCAGAAAYCCUGCAAUGAUGGAAUCUGUAGUCAAGCUGUAAUUUAUUUCACUGCUGUGACCGACUUCAUGCAGGAUGGAGACAGAAUUACCAGAAUUGCAGUUGAACCUAUAUCCAGUGGGAAUUUCCUGUGGAAUGGCUAUGUUCCAGAAAGCACACAGAUUACAGUUAAGGAUCUACCCACAGCCUACUGCUACUCAUUUACUGAUCCUCAUAUAAUUACAUUUGAUGGAAGAGUUUAUGACAAUUUUAAAACAGGAACAUUUGUUCUAUAUAAGAGUACAUCUCGAGAUUUUGAAGUUCAUGUUCGCCAGUGGGACUGUGGAAGUCUUCAUUACCCAGCAUCRUGCAACUGUGGUUUUGUUGCUAAGGAAGGAAAUGAUAUAAUUGCAUUUGACAUGUGCAGUGGUCAGCUCCAUGAGUCACAGCCACACUUAUCUGUGAUAAACAGAGACACAACAGGAAGCAAUGUCAGAAUCACUGAAUCCUAUCUGGGAAGAAAAGUAACAGUUUUGUUUUCUUCUGGAGCUUUCGUUCGUGCUGAUGUGAGUGAAUGGGGAAUGAGCAUAACUCUUCGGGCCCCCAGUUCAGAUUACAGACACACAGUGGGACUCUGUGGCACCUUUGAUGGAAGUGCAGAGAAUGACUAUCACACWGCGAGUGGGAUGGAAAUCCCAAACCAUGCUAAUGUUCCCUUYGCUUUCAUUAAGGAAUGGAGAAUUUUACCAGGAGAGAGCUUGUUUGACAAAACCCCGGCUUCUUUAACAUCUUCUAGAAAAAUUGUCUUCUGUGACUGUGCACUUGAAGAUGCCAGAUUUUAUCAACCAGUAAACAAACUGGAGACAAUUACUCAAUCAGAGCUUCCUCUCUCUUGUAAAGAAAGUGAAAAUGGUAGAUUUCUUUCCUUGAUACCAGGACUGGAUGUCACUGCUGAGUAUCUUGGUCCUGUUGAUCUUGUCAGAGGCUUAAAGAAACGUUCAUCUGUACAUGAAAUGGAUUCAUCUACACUUCUGCAAAWGCAGAAUAAUCAAACCAAGCUUCACAAAGCAUCACUAGUAAACUCUGCCRCCUCAGUGGGAAAUAUUGGUACAGAAAGAGAAGGAAACKUAGACAUUAGGAGAAAUUCUCACCAUUACAGUAGAGGGAAGCGCCAAAAUUAUUACGAAUACCAUCCGGUAUUCCUCUUCCAAAGUCUCAGCCAAACAGAUUUAGAGGGAUAUAGCUAUUUUUUCCCAGAGGACCAUGYCACUGACACAGACCAAACAUUCCUUCCUUCUUGGCCAACACCUUCAGGCCUCACUGAAUCUAGUGCUUUGUUCCUGUGCCAGCAGGCAGUAGCUAAUUCCAGCAUAGGAAGGUCCUGUGGUGCCCUCCUUGGCCGGAGAACAGGGGAUGCUGUCGAUAUGUGCAUAAAGGAUUUGCUGCUGAAAGACGACCUCCGUUGGGCAGAAGCUUCCUUAGCUCUUCUGGAGAACGAAUGUGAGAAAAGAAUUUUAGAAGAAAUAUAUUACAACCCACAGGAGCUUGAAGAGUCGGUUGAGAGCCURCUUACUGCUUUGAAGUGUCCCAGUCUCUGCAAUGGGAAUGGGGAAUGCACAGAAUGGGGCUGUGCCUGUUUUCAAGGCUACAGCUCCUAUGACUGCAGCGUGCYAUCGGACCAGGCUCCAGAAAUUACAGAGCUGGAGAAUGGUGGGCUGUGUGAUAUUCGACAGUAUGACUGCACAUCAGUGAGAGCUUUUGGACAUGGCUUCAGGGACUCAUUGAAUCUGAAAUGUGAAAUCAUCAAGCUGCAAUAUAUCGAUAGACAAUGGAUUCCUGGAGAACCUCUAACUAUGCCAGCUGCCUUCCAAGAUGCCAGGACUGUCGACUGCCAGUUACCAAAUGAUGUCCAGCAGUCUGAUGUCAUGGAUGUGGUUGAUGAUAACCCCAUUGCCAGAUGGCAAAUAAAGAUUUCUAAUGAUGGAUUUGUUUAUAGCAACUCUAAAACAAUGAUAUUAUAUGAUGGAGCUUGCCAGGCAUGUGAACCAGAAGAAUCUGGGUUAUGUACAUUAAAGGAGAAAACAUGCAACAUAAAUGGACUCUGUUACGGUGAAGGAGACACAAAUCCAACCAGCCCUUGCCUAGUGUGCAGACCUGACUUAUCAAAAUUAACCUGGUCAGUUGUUGAAAAUAACCRGCCUCCGGUGCUUGAAACUUCUCAGGGUACACUACAGACGUUUUUUGGAGAAGACUUUGUGUAUCAGUUUUUGGCUUCAGAUGCAGAAGGCUCUGCUGUUCAUUUCACAUUGGAUUCUGGUCCAGAAGGUGCCAGUCUUUCCCCAUCAGGUCUCCUUGUGUGGAAAGCUGUGUCAAUGAAUCUGCAUAAAUUAACAUUUUCUUUGACAGAUGACUGCAAUGCAACAACUAAGGUUGAAAUAGAGGUCAGUGUAAAAUCAUGUGAUUGCCUAAAUAAUGGCUCGUGUGUGACAAACAUUAAUUUCCCACCUGGAAGUGGAAGAUAUCUUUGUGUGUGUGUGGCUGGAUUUGAAGGUGAUCUCUGUCAAGUGAAUACUGAUGACUGUAAACUUAACCAGUGUGGUAUUGGCAGAUGUGUGGAUGGAAUAAACAGCUAUUACUGUGAAUGUCCACACGAACUUCAAGGUAAAAAUUGUCAAGAAGAUGUUGAUGAAUGUGCAUCSAAUCCUUGCUUCCCUGGAGUAUUUUGCUUCAAUACUUUUGGUUCUUACUAUUGUGGUCCAUGCCCAAAUAAUCUGCAAGGAGACGGGAAGUCAUGUCAUGAAAGCUUUGAAGACAYUGAUGUUGAAAGAAAGGAUUCCACAGGAGAAGUUGGAGGAAAUAAAGGUUUUCAGCCAUCAUCCUUUGAGAAGGUUUUAAGCACAUCAAGUUAUAUUCCCAGUUCAACAGAUGUCCCAAAGAGAUUUAUUUCUCCAGAAAUGGUCAGUAGCAGCAAGCCACCAGCCUCCACAGCAAAAGCAAUCACUGCCUGGAAGGCACCUGCUUCUCAGAGCAGUGCUUUUGUACAACCUGUGGUUACUGGAAACAUUGCUAAUGCUCUGAGCACCAUCAGUGGUCACAUUGCUGACACAGAAAACAGUUCUUCAGUACAUGCUGUAAUGACUGUGUCUUCAAGCAGCCAUGCUGUAUCAUCUGAGAAGAAAACAAGGGCACAAGCUGAGGCCUCCAGCUAUUUUGAGACCUCCAGCUAUUUUGAGACCAGCAGGCAGACUUCCCCUAGCAGCAGAGCAGGUGUAAGCAAAGGACAUUCUUUCCCAAACAAAGCAUUCAAAGGUGGAAAUGCUCAGAGAGUUCUGCACCUGUUAGCUAARCAUAAACUGAGUCAUUUACCUUUUGCCCUUGCUGAAGCCACCGUCCCACCAAAAAUGCUUCCUGAACAACUGAGUGAAACAGUGAUUCCUAAAGCAGUGACCUGUUCUGAUUUACCCUGUUUUCCUGGCGUAUCCUGUGAGCCAAGUCAGGAUGGAAGCGCCAAGUGUGGUCGUUGUCCUUACGGUUAUUACGGAGAUGGCUUCACUUGCAGAGCAAGGUGUAGACAACCAUGUGGCAAAAAUAUGGAGUGUGUGGCACCCAAUAUUUGUAAAUGCAAGCCUGGUUACRCUGGUUAUAACUGUCUGGCUGCUGUAUGCAGACCUGAUUGCAAGAACCAUGGCAAGUGCACAAAGCCCAACGUCUGUGAGUGUUUGCCAGGAUACAGUGGCUCCACUUGCGAGGAAGCACACUGUAAACCACCGUGUCAAAAUGGAGGCACAUGCUUGGCCAGAAACCUCUGCACCUGCCCGUAUGGUUUUGUGGGACCAAGAUGCGAUACAAUGGUUUGCAGCAGACACUGUGAAAAUGGUGGUGAAUGUCUCACUCCUGACAYCUGCCAGUGUAAACCUGGGUGGUACGGACCUACCUGCAGUACAGCAAUGUGUAAUCCUGUGUGUCUCAAUGGUGGCUCCUGUACUAAGCCAGAUGUUUGCCUGUGUCCACAUGGAUUCUUUGGUGCCCGCUGUCAGAAUGCUGUCUGCAGACCACCUUGUAAGAAUGGUGGUCAUUGCAUGAGAAAUAAUGUCUGCACUUGUCCUGAUGGGUACACAGGCAGAAGAUGUGAAAAAAGUAUCUGUGAGCCAAGGUGUAUGAAUGGAGGCAGAUGUGUAGGCCCAAACGUUUGCUCUUGUCCUUCAGGAUGGAGAGGGAAAAGAUGCAACACUCCAAUCUGUCUUCAGGAAUGUAAGAAUGGUGGGGAGUGUAUUGGACCGAGUACCUGUCACUGUCCCCCACAGUGGGAAGGCAUCCAGUGUCAAACACCUGUGUGCRACCAGAAGUGUCUGUUUGGAGGCAAGUGUGUACUGCCCAACAUGUGUUCUUGUCGUCCAGGUUAUACUGGAGUCCUCUGUGGGAAGAAAAUUCAGGUACAAAGACAUCAUGGUUGAAGAAGUGUGGCAAUUCAGUGGCAACGCUGCAUGGAUGUAUGAGACAUGAAAAUAGCAAAAGGGUUGAAGGCAAUUACAGUGUUCAUUUAAAUGAAAGGAAUAUUCUAAAGCCUUAUUUUAAAAGAUUCGUAUUAGUCACAAAUAUUGUCAAGCUUCAAAACAACCAUCUUGUAGUCAUUAAAAGAUAUAUAUGUUUCUAYAAUUUUUUGCUACCUCAUGCAUAAG